AUGGCAGCCUUCCUCUCUGCCGGCCUCGGGGUACUCGCAACCUCGGAGCCCUACACCCUGACCAGCUCCAGCUGGGAGCCCCGGCUGGACUCCCCAUUCCCGUCAGACCCUCCCACCGGGGCCCAAGUCGUGGCCGAGCCCGGCAAGCAGGGCCCCAAGAACCCGCGUGUGUCCAGUGUGACAGUUCAGCUGGAGAUGAAGGCUCUGUGGGAGGAAUUCAACCAGCUGGGCACGGAGAUGAUUGUCACCAAGGCAGGCAGGAGGAUGUUUCCCACCUUCCAGGUGAAGAUUCUGGGCAUGGACACGCUGGCUGACUAUGCACUGCUCAUGGACUUCGUGCCUCUGGACGACAAAAGAUACAGGUCUGGGGGCCGGCCAGGGGAGGCAGCUGGGACAGCAGGGGGCGGGGCCAGGAAGUCGACCCCUACCUGCACCCUGGGGUACGCCUUUCACAGCUCAGCCUGGCUGGUGGCGGGCAGAGCAGACCCGGCCACGCCCGGCCGGGUGCACUUCCACCCGGACUCGCCGGCCAAAGGGGCACAGUGGAUGCGCCAGAUUGUGUCCUUUGACAAGCUCAAGCUGACCAACAAUCUGCUGGACGACAAUGGCCACAUCAUUCUCAACUCCAUGCACCGCUACCAGCCCCGAUUCCACGUGGUCUUUGUGGACCCACGCAAGGACAGCGAGCGCUACGCCCAGGAGAACUUCAAGUCCUUCGUCUUCACGGAGACCCAGUUCACGGCCGUGACAGCCUAUCAGAACCACCGGAUCACCCAGCUGAAAAUCGCCAGCAACCCUUUUGCCAAGGGCUUUAGGGAGAGUGACUCAGACUCCUGGACUGUCCCUCCACGAGCCCUGCUCAGCAUCCCGACCCGGAGUCACAGCGGCCUCGGCCCCUGCCUGCUGAAGGGCUCCACAGAGGAGGGAACAGACUCCCACAAAGCUCCAGUCUCCAACUCCAGGACCUCCGCCCGGCUGCAACAUCAGCUGCUGGCCCCCCCUGAGGCUCUGCUGGCCCCAGCCACCUACCAGCCCCUCGCCUACCAGGGCCUGUAUCCUGGAGCCUCAAGCCCCCUCAGAAUCCCAAGGGCCCGACCAACACCAUACCCCCUCCCCAAUGUCCAGAACGACAGAGAUCAGGAGAGCCUGCCCCUCCCAGCUAGGCUGGGGCUCCUGUCCCCCACGGCCAUGUGCUUGGGGACUGUCCAGGACCCUCAGUGA
This is a messenger RNA of Acinonyx jubatus (cheetah), 1221 nucleotides long. It is a transcript of the gene TBX10, whose product is annotated as T-box transcription factor 10. Bases 1 to 1221 code for a protein of 406 amino acids. Gene Ontology annotation, biological process: cell fate specification; positive regulation of DNA-templated transcription; regulation of transcription by RNA polymerase II. Gene Ontology annotation, cellular component: nucleus. The record is from RefSeq and is a predicted model, not a curated record. NCBI's taxonomy places the organism in Eukaryota, Metazoa, Chordata, Mammalia, Carnivora, Felidae. The transcript has 8 exons. Gene Ontology annotation, molecular function: RNA polymerase II cis-regulatory region sequence-specific DNA binding; DNA-binding transcription factor activity, RNA polymerase II-specific.